ACAGACGGCGCACAUUCAUCAUGGCGAGCGUUGCAUCAGCCACGAGCGCACCAUCAUCUCAUUCUUACAAGGAGCUUGAGAAUAAUGUGGCAGACAAUGCCUCUAGCUUUAAGGCCGCAGACACAGUGACACAGUUAGCAAAGACCCACAAGCCAAAACCUGACAUAAAUGGCCUGAUGUUUGGGACUGUUUUCACUGAUCACAUGCUGACCAUCGAGUGGAGCCUUGAGGACGGCUGGCAAAAGCCGCAUAUCCGGCCUUUUGGGAACCUGUCCAUACAUCCAAGCUGUUCUGCCUUGCAUUACGCUAUACAGCUUUUUGAGGGUAUGAAGGCGUACCGGGGGCCAGAUGACAAAGUGCGUCUCUUCAGACCCAUGAUGAACAUGAAGCGGAUGCAGAAGUCCGCCCACAGGGCCUGUCUGCCUAGUUUUGAUGGUGCAGAGCUGUUGGAGUGCAUCAGGAAGUUGGUGGAGGUGGAUCAGGACUGGGUUCCUCACUCAGACUCUGCCAGUUUGUACAUCCGUCCCACCUUCCUGGGCACAGAGCCCACCCUUGGUGUGAAGAAGCCCUCCAGUGCAUUGCUGUUCGUCAUCCUCAGUCCUGUGGGCUCUUACUUCAGCACAGGAGCUAAACCAGUGUCUCUGUGGGCCGACUCCAAAUACAUCCGAGCUUGGAGAGGAGGGACAGGAGACUGCAAGAUGGGAGGGAACUAUGGAGCAUCUAUCUAUGCCCAGUAUGAGGCAGUGGAUUACGGCUGUCAGCAGGUUCUGUGGCUGUAUGGGGACAACCAUCAGAUCACUGAGGUCGGCACGAUGAACCUUUUCCUCUACUGGAUCAAUGAGAAAGGAGAGGAGGAGCUCGCAACACCACCCCUAGAUGGCAUAAUUCUGCCAGGCAUUACACGGCAAAGCAUCCUAGAACUUGCUCGCAAAUGGGGUGAGUUUAAAGUGUCCGAGCGCUAUUUGACCAUGGCCGAUCUUCAAAAGGCUUUGGUGGAAAACCGAGUGAGGGAGAUGUUUGGUUCUGGAACAGCGUGUGUUGUUAGUCCAGUUGGCAGGAUCUUAUAUCAGGGAAAGAAUCUACAUAUUCCAUGUGAGGGAAGCUUCCCUCCAAUAGCCUCCAGACUGUUAAAUGAGCUCACAGAUAUUCAGUAUGGACGGACUCCCAGUGACUGGUCGUGUGUUGUAUAAAGGAACCUCGCUGUUGUCAACGGACACAAGAACACAUUUCUUUUUUUUUCUCUUAUUGAAAGGAGUAAAUGUAAAUCAAUAUACAGUGAAACCAAGUUACAUUUUCACUCCUAAUUUGAACUAUAAUAACCUCCCUCAUCCCCAAACUCUUCAACACAUUUUAAAACAUGCACAUUAUACAACAAAAGCUUUAUUUGUGGAUAUAUGGAAUAAUUACCUUCCACGUAGAUGUAUUUUUUGUUUUAAAAAAGUUAGCAAUAAUGUGUUACUCUUUAUCAGACUACACCACUCAGAUGCCGUUAUGAUCACAUUUUUUCUAUACAGUUUAUUGUAAUAAUCAGUAAUCAGCAAGUUUGUGACUAGCUGUUUCAUUAAUAAUAUAGCUGAGGUGUAUGAGAUAUUUCCUUACUGUAUGGUUAUUGAUGCUGUUGAUAAUAAAUAAUAUGCCAUUUCUGUCACAUGGCACAAAGCUCUUGGAUAUUUAUAUUCAUAGAUAUUUAAAGGAAGUGUUUUUGUGGUAGAACUUUAUUUUUAAAGAAAUUUCAAUGUUUAAUGUGUACCAAGAAAUGUUUGUUGUAAGCUGAUAAUAGUAAUUAUUACAGCUAUUGUGUUUAAAACUCUUCCAUCCAUGUGCACAAACUUAGAGUUGUAAAAAAAAAAAAAAAAAAAAAAAA
Molecule: messenger RNA, 1864 nt
Organism: Pimephales promelas (fathead minnow)
Lineage: Eukaryota; Metazoa; Chordata; Actinopteri; Cypriniformes; Leuciscidae
Gene: bcat1
Product: branched chain amino acid transaminase 1
Biological process (GO): L-leucine biosynthetic process; L-valine biosynthetic process
Cellular component (GO): mitochondrion
Molecular function (GO): branched-chain-amino-acid:2-oxoglutarate transaminase activity
Source: RefSeq, a predicted model, not a curated record